CUGCAGCAGAAGCAACCGACCGCCGUGCCCCAGCAAGCGUGGCAUCGAGCUCAAAUGCCCCUGCAGCAGAAGCAACCGACCGCCGUGCCACAGCAAGCGUGGCGUUCAGCUCAAAUGCCCCUGCAGCAACCGACCGCCGUGGCCCGGCAAGCGUGGCAUCCAGCUCACAAGCCCCUGCAGCAGAAGCAACCGACCGCCGUGCCACAGCAAGCGUGGCAUCCAGCUCACAUGCAGCAGAAGCAACCGACCGCCGUGCCCCAGCAAGCGUGGCAUCCAGCUCACAUGCCCCUGCAGCAGAAGCAACCGACCGCCGUGCCCCAGCAAGCGUGGCAUCCAGCUCAAAUGCCCCUGCAGCAGAAGCAACCGACCGCCGUGCCCCAGCAAGCGUGGCAUCCAGCUCAAAUGCCCCUGCAGCAGAAGCAACCGACCGCCGUGCCCCAGCAAGCUUGGCAUCCAGCUCAUAUGCCCCUGCAGCAGAAGCAACCGACCGCCGUGCCCCAGCAAGCGUGGCAUCCAGCUCAUAUGCCCCUGCAGCAGAAGCAACCGACCGCCGUGCCCCAGCAAGCGUGGCAUCCAGCUCAUAUGCCCCUGCAGCAGAAGCAACCGACCGCCGUGCCCCAGCAAGCGUGGCAUCCAGCUCAAAUGCCCCUGCAGCAGAAGCAACCGACCGCCGUGCCCCAGCAAGCGUGGCAUCCAGCUCAUAUGCCCCUGCAGCAGAAGCAACCGACCGCCGUGCCCCAGCAAGCGUGGCAUCCAGCUCAAAUGCCCCUGCAGCAGAAGCAACCGACCGCCGUGCCCCAGCAAGCGUGGCAUCCAGCUCAAAUGCCCCUGCAGCAGAAGCAACCGACCGCCGUGCCCCAGCAAGCGUGGCAUCCAGCUCAAAUGCCCCAGCAGCAGAAGCAACCGACCGCCGUGCCCCAGCAGCAGAAGCAACCGACCGCCGUGCCCCAGCAAGCGUGGCAUCCAGCUCAAAUGCCCCUGCAGCAGAAGCAACCGACUGCCGUGCCCCAGCAAGCGUGGCAUCCAGCUCAAAUGCCCCUGCAGCAGAAGCAACCGACCGCCGUGCCCCAGCAAGCGUGGCAUCCAGCUCAAAUGCCCCAGCAGCAGAAGCAACCGACCGCCGUGCCCCAGCAGCAGAAGCAACCGACCGCCGUGCCCCAGCAAGCGUGGCAUCCAGCUCAAAUGCCCCUGCAGCAGAAGCAACCGACCGCCGUGCCCCAGCAAGCGUGGCAUCCAGCUCAAAUGCCCCUGCAGCAGAAGCAACCGACCGCCGUGCCCCAGCAAGCGUGGCAUCCAGCUCAAAUGCCCCUGCAGCAGAAGCAACCGACCGCCGUGCCCCAGCAAGCGUGGCAUCCAGCUCAAAUGCCCCAGCAGCAGAAGCAACCGACCGCCGUGCCCCAGCAAGCGUGGCAUCCAGCUCAAAUGCCCCUGCAGCAGAAGCAACCGACCGCCGUGCCCCAGCAAGCGUGGCAUCCAGCUCAAAUGCCCCUGCAGCAGAAGCAACCGACCGCCUUGCCCCAGCAAGCGUGGCAUCCAGCUCAAAUGCCCCAGCAGCAGAAGCAACCGACCGCCGUGCCCCAGCAGCAGAAGCAACCGACCGCCGUGCCCCAGCAAGCGUGGCAUCCAGCUCAAAUGCCCCUGCAGCAGAAGCAACCGACCGCCGUGCCCCAGCAAGCGUGGCAUCCAGCUCAAAUGCCCCUGCAGCAGAAGCAACCGACCGCCGUGCCCCAGCAAGCGUGGCAUCCAGCUCAAAUGCCCCUGGAGCAGAAGCAACUGGCCCCUAUGCCCAAGAAUCGACCAGCCAUUGAACCUCAGCAGCAGAAGCAACUAUCCAACACACCCCAGCAAGCGUGGCAUCCAGCUCAAAUGCGCCUGCAGCAGGAGGAUGUGGCCGUCGAGCCCCUGCAGCAGGAGGAUGUGGCCGUCGAGCCCCUGCAGCAGGAGGAUGUGGCCGUCGAGCCCCUGCAGCAGGAGGAUGUGGCCGUCGAGCCCCUGCAGCAGGAGGAUCGACCGGCAGUCGAGCCCCUGCAGCAGGAGGAUCGACCGGCCGUCGAGCCCCUGCAGCAGGAGGAACUAUCCAACACACCCCAGGAAGCGUGGCAUCCAGCUCAAAUGCGCCUGCAGCAGGAGGAUCUGGCCGUCGAGCUCCUGCAGGAGGAUCUGGCCCCUAUGCCCAAGAAUCGACCAGCCAUUGAACCUCAGCAGCAGAAGCAACUAUCCAACACACCCCAGCAAGCGUGGCAUCCAGCUCAAAUGCGCCUGCAGCAGGAGGAUGUGGCCGUCGAGCCCCUGCAGCAGGAGGAUGUGGCCGUCGAGCCCCUGCAGCAGGAGGAUCUGGCCCCUAUGCCCAAGAAUCGACCAGCCAUUGAACCUCAGCAGCAGAAGCAACUAUCCAACACACCCCAGCAAGCGUGGCAUCCAGCUCAAAUGCCCCUGCAGCAGGAGGAUCUGGCCGUCGAUCCCCUGCAGCAGGAGGAUCUGGCCGUCGAGCCCCUGCAGCAGGAGGAUCUGGCCCCUAUGCCCAAGAAUCGACCAGCCAUUGAACCUCAGCAGAAGCAACUAUCCAACACACCCCAGCAAGCGUGGCAUCCAGCUCAAAUGCUCCUGCAGCAGGAGGAACUGGCCGUCGAGCCCCAGGAAGUUAGGUAUCCAGCUCAAAUGCCCCAGCAGCAACCGAACCCCAUUCCUCAGCUAUUAUGGCAUGUAGCCCAAAUUCCCCAGCAGCAACUGGCCCCCAUCCCUCAGCAGAAGCACUACGAAAGCACAGAAGAUGGCGGCUCUAGUAGCUCUCAGUUCCAAAUCACACUACGAGAAUGGCAAAACGGUCUUCUCCCAACCCCGCUACACUCCUAGCGAGGCUAUUCCUAUUGACAAUGGUAAUGCUCCCAAUGACAGUGAUGUUGGCACAUUUGAACCAAGCACAUACCCACCACUAGUAAAGGAUCCUACAAGUUAACGUACAACUUUAAUCUGGUCUUAACUUUGCGCUGUGAAUUUGAAGUCCUUUGUACUAGCCAUGUAUCUGCCAACAGGAGA
This is a messenger RNA of Salmo salar (Atlantic salmon), 3036 nucleotides long. The record is from RefSeq and is a predicted model, not a curated record. NCBI's taxonomy places the organism in Eukaryota, Metazoa, Chordata, Actinopteri, Salmoniformes, Salmonidae.